This is a messenger RNA of Nelumbo nucifera (sacred lotus), 1038 nucleotides long. Lineage: Eukaryota; Viridiplantae; Streptophyta; Magnoliopsida; Proteales; Nelumbonaceae. The record is from RefSeq and is a predicted model, not a curated record.
GAUUAAGUAUUUUACCCAAAUUUGGAGCGUAUAUGAAGUUUGCCCUCAUGUAGUGCAGAGAAAUAGAGCGUCAUGAUCAUCUUAUUUUCUACUACAACAGAAGAUUUUUCAAUAUUCAGUUAAAGAGUCCUGCUUCAAUAUUUUUGCCUCGAGCAUGGUAGCAGAGGAACACUGUCUGUUUGUAGCAAUGCUGCAGUGGAAAUGGCUGCUAAAGACGGAGAGUUAAGGAUCUUCAUGGUCUCUGGAGAAAUUUCAGGAGAUGUCAAAGCUUCUCGUCUCAUGGCGUCUCUUAGAAGCUCUGUCCAUUCCCAAUCCGUUUCACCGGCGUCAAAGGUUGCCUUUUCCACAUCUUCAUCACAUCCGAUGAUUCCGAUGCGACCCGCCACAACUCGGCACACCAGUAUGGCACGCUUCACAUUCGUGAAGGUGAAUUCCUCUUCGAUCUCAUCAGGCAGCGCCAUGUGUGCUCUCCAACUGCUCGAUAGCGUCAAUAUGCCGUCCAUCUUGGCGGAGAACCCCGACCUUAUGAUCCCGCAAAUAUUGUAGUACUGUUGAGUGCAAAGACUAGAAUUCCCGUUGAUUCCCAAAUCACAAACAAAAGUCGAACUCUCAACAAUUCGUCACCAUCUGCAAUGCACCUUUCAUCUCGUUUUCUAACCCCGUUUCAAAGAUGAUUUGAACGAUAUUUUUCCAAUGAGUCGCCAUCCGCGAGCUCUGAAAUGGCCUGCUUGAGAGAUUGGUGUUGUUCGAGAAAUUGGUUUGAGGGGGUGGUGGGGGAAUCUCUCCGCAUACAGAGAAGGGGAAUAUAUCGCUUCGGAGGGGAAACGAAGAUUGGUCGACCGAGCUAUCGGGCUCAUUACGAGAAGGAAUUGCUGUGACGAUCUCGCGGAUGAUAAAGCUGGUGUUGUGGGGUGGGUUUCAAUUUCUUUCUUCCAAUUCUUAAAGAGAAGAUUGUUUGAGAUAUGACCAAGAUGAACAAUAUGGAAAUUAAAAAAUAUUGUAAAGGCGUUUUUGGACCAAAGGCUAACAGAAAGGGUC